AUGAGUGACGACGCUCUGCGUGCCUGUGACCUUUGUCACUCAAGAAAGGUUCGCUGCGACCGGCAACUCAAUUGUGCAAACUGUGUCGAUGCCGGUCUAGCGUGUCAGCGAACUCGUCCACGGCGCCCAACACGCCCUCCAGCUACAACUAUCUCUACUAUUGGCGAAAGACUUCUGAGGCUGGAAAGCGCAAUCUCUCAUCCUCACGAGACGACUGAAAGCACAAGUCCAGCUCAUAGCGUCAAUCAAGGUGAAGAAGAUAGAGGACUCAAGAGACGAAGGUUAGACACUGUCUCUCACCUACAAAAUGCAUCCAAAUCUCCCCACAGUAGCUGCACUGCUGCUGUCACCCCGGAUGAAUCGACACAUCAUGCGGAGCAAGCCAAAGCUGUCUUUCAAGGAGAGCUUGAAGGGAACGAGAGUAUGAAUAUUGAACGCCAAUCCAUUCUCAGAUCUGCUCUAGACUUUGUGAGUACCAUGACACAGGGAAGGGCUUCAAACCUAGAAGAUGGCCUUCAGUCGGAAAUGCGGGACGACAGCCCAGUUAUCACAGAGUUCACCGCACCGCCUUCUGAAGUAUUCUACAUGCUUCUCAAAGAGCCAGCAACUGUGGCUGGAGCACUAAACCUACAAUGGCCAGAUCAUAUCUCUCAGGAGUGUCUCGAGAGGAUGAUUGCCGUUUUGGUUGAUGCUGAAUCACAGGGCCAAAUCUUCUACCAGUAUUGCGUCUGCAUCUAUGUCAAGGCUAUCUUCCAUCUUGUUCAGAUGCCAAGAAUUUACAAAAACUCCACCAUCAACCAACAAUUUCUCAAGUCAAAAAGAUUGUAUGAAUCGUACGCUCUUCAUGCCUUGAAGCAUGUCAACUUUUUGGGUAACCCCACUCUUCCUUUCAUCCAAUCACUAAUAUCUGCGGCAUUUUUGAUGCAAUACACUGGCAACAUGAGCCAAGCCUGGAUCAUGAAUUCCUAUGCAGCCCGCCAAAUUGUCGCACUGAAAUAUCAUGAAAUUGGAAGCCCUGUUCCGAGAUCCGAUCCAAAUGAGGAUAUUCAAAGCUCUUUGUACUGGUGUUAUUAUCUUGACCGCACUCUCAGCGCUCUCCUCAUUCGGCCUUUAUCAUUACCCGAGCCGGCUAUAUCUCCCGUGGAUCUCAUCGUCCCAGACAAAUCACUGCCCCACCUACCACUGAUUCGCAUUCUUCUGGAGCUGGCGCAGGUACAGGGUGACCUCUUGGGCUGUGGAAAAGCGGACAAUACUCGUCAAAUACUUGCGAAUCACUCAAAGCUUCAGGAGAGGAUGAAUGUUAUAAAAUCCAAUUUACAGGCUACUCGAGAAUCCGUCAAUGACUUUCUAUCCUGUGAUUGGAUCGCAGGAGAUUUCUGCUACUAUGCGAUUCUAGUCGACAUUCUUCGAUCUCGAUUGAAGUACUCAUUUUCACCCCUCACCCACAAGGAGUGCGUGGCAUGUGCUCGCAAAUCACUGAAAGCACUGCGAUACCUGCAAAAGAACCCCAGCAAGAAUCCAGGCUUUACGGAUCCAUAUCCGACGUUUUUGACAUGGACUAUCUUUCUAUACCCACUGAGUCCAUUCUUCGUUCUUUUUUGCAAUAUUAUCGGAGAACUUGACUUCGACGAUUACACCUUAAUCCAAGACAUCACCCAAAGCCUGGCACCAUUUGCCGCAAGCCCAUAUAUCUCAAAGUUACUAAAACUCCUCGACUCACUUCAAAACUUGUGCAUUCCCUUGAUCGAGGCGAAGCAGCGUUUGGGACCGAAAACUCGAGUCGCUCCCUGGUAUCCAUCCGUGACUGGGGCGCUGCCAGAUACUUCAACGACCAUUGAGCCCAAUUUCCCGGUCAAUGGUGGCUCUUCUUACGCAGAUCCAGUGGUACCCACAUUGCCUCAACAAGUUCAAGCUCAUGGUGCCCAAACGUAUCCGCCGACCGAUGAGCUUAUGUGGCACCUGUGGAAUAGCCAGUUGACAAUGGAGUGCUUUGAGUCGGAUUUCAUUGGUCUUGAUCCAUCAAGCGGAAACGGGAACAUUUGA
Molecule: messenger RNA, 2043 nt
Organism: Penicillium manginii
Lineage: Eukaryota; Fungi; Ascomycota; Eurotiomycetes; Eurotiales; Aspergillaceae
Product: Zn(II)2Cys6 transcription factor
Exons: 9
Coding region: 1-2043 (680 amino acids)
Biological process (GO): regulation of DNA-templated transcription; DNA-templated transcription
Molecular function (GO): DNA binding; zinc ion binding; DNA-binding transcription factor activity, RNA polymerase II-specific
Source: RefSeq, a predicted model, not a curated record